Closterium sp. Yama58-4 is the source of this 420-nucleotide messenger RNA. The record is from the annotation of a GenBank genome assembly. NCBI's taxonomy places the organism in Eukaryota, Viridiplantae, Streptophyta, Zygnematophyceae, Desmidiales, Closteriaceae.
AUGGCGGCUUACGAGCACGGGGCGGACCACGUUACGGUUGUGAGAAGUGACGACAGCUCGGGCUGCUUCCAUCAUCCUAGCGAUUCCAGUAGUCGUUACUGUUACAGUCGCGCAGCCCGUCGCAUCGGCCGUCGCAGAGCCAAUCGCAGCUUCGGACAUCUCGGCUGUCACAGCAAAAAUCUCGAGUCGCAGGCCAUGGACCGCAAGUUCGAGUUCCGGAUAAAGGCGCUCGCGGUGGUGGCGACGGCAGCGGCGGGAGUGCUGACGCUGUACGCCGAUUACGGCGACCUUGGCGGCAAGAAGACUGUCCUAGAUGAUGUGAGGGGAGCAUCAGAGCGGGUGAAGCGGUGGUUUUUGAGACCAAGCCAGGAGGAGGAGGAGGAGAUUCGGAGGAGACUGGGGAGGGAGGAGAGGAAGUAG